CACACACUCACAGAGAGAGACAUAGGUAUUGGUACUGUACUAUGUAUGAGAUGACAACUCUCAUGCCCUGAUUUUGCACGUCUUUAGUAGUUAAUCUGAAUCCGUCAUCCUAAUCCUACUUUUCCAAGUUUUUUCCCUUUUCCUUUUCCAUUUCCAUCUCUUUUUCUUUUCUUUUCUUUUUUGUCUUCUCACACCUGCUUACCUUCUCUCUUUUUAUUUCUCAUCUUGUGUCCCAAAAACUUCCCCUUCCUUUUUAUCCCUAACGUCUGAUUUGAUUGCGAUACCCUUGGUCUUGGAAGGCCUCUCCCGCCUUAUCUCUCCCUCGGAAGACCUUCUAAGUACCUUCCCCUCUUUUGAUUUUGAUUUUUUGGUGGAUCACACGACAAAGUGCCUUUCCCUUGAUGGCCCUUGAUUGCGCCCUGCCAUCCUCAACCACAUCUCAUAAUGGCGUACAACGCCGUUUCUCAAGCCGACCACGAGGUGGCUUCCAACGCGACCGAUUCUGAUGUCUCCCGAAGCCCGUCGCCGCACAAAACGACCUUUCAACAUCUUCCUUUAGAUGUCGAUCAUAUUGGUGGAGGCACUUAUCUGCAGCCGGCCAAAACUGCCGAGGAUUCCAGCAUGGGUCGGUUAGGUUCGUUGAUCCGGUCCAUGACCUCCACAAGCUAUGACAUGGUUGAGGAAGAUGACUACGACAUCGCCGAUCCUCCGACAAACCGGAGGUCUAAUAGUCUCCGUCGCGUUGCGCCGCUAGACACUAGAGCUGCCCACGCCGGCUCCCCUGAACCUCCCCUGCGAUCCCCGAUCACUGAUACCCCCGUUCCUCUCAGCCAUCCUACCCCGGACCUUCAAUCGUUGCAAGGUGCCUAUUUGAAUAAUGUAGAGAGACUGGAAAGGAGUGCCGAACAACUCAGCUCGAGCUCGGCGGAUAUUGGCAGCGAAAUUCGCAAGAUGGAUCGUGAACAGAAGAGGCGCUCGGUCAGCUCAGUCUCCAAUUCCGUGCGUGAAAGCAACCCCAUGAAGGGAACGGUGCCAUCCAGCCAAGGGUCAAUUAUGUCCGCAUCUCGAUUGGCCCAAGUUUCCGAACACAUGCCUGAAGAAAGAUUCGCCCAGUCGAUGAUGCACGCUUCUAACGACUCUACCCUCCCUCCGCAACCACCUGUUCCCAUAGAGCCCGACUUUGCCUACCAUGACCAGUACAGUCACACCCCGGAUGAAAUUCAACGACCAUCUUCGGCCGCGUCAGGAGACACCUUCCAACAGGCUAGGGUUCUGUUCACCGACUUUGAUGGCGUGCAUUAUGUUCCCCACGAUAAAGGCCAAGACCUUGGGCGACAAGUAUCUUUGACAAGGCCGCCCUUGGCGAGCAGACCGGAGUCAUACAAGGAGCCGCAGACGGGGGAGAAUAUGGUUUAUUAUCCCGCUCCGGUGCCUAUGAUGCUUAAUUUACCACCGCGGCUAUCACAGAAGCCUAAUCCUGAACGAGAAAAACGUCGGACGCAGUUGCUUGGUUCAGUCACUGCCGAAAACCGAAAAUCGGCUCCUUGGCUGUCUAGUCAGGCUCUAGGCGAUGCAAACGAUCCCAAGCGUGAGAGGCCGCCAGCGGAUCUACCUCCGCAGCUUCGUGCUAGUGUUUUCUUUGAACAACCCGCCACACCACUUGACGUAGAGGUAAAACAGGCUUCCGCAGUUGCGACACUUGACAGCAUUCUCGAUGCCUCAACAAAUGCGCCGGUUACUGCUUUCACGGACCACCCGUAUGCUGGCCCUGUCGGUUCAGAAGUGUACGCCAAACACAAGGCGUCAUCUAAAGACUUGGCGGCGCAGAAGAAGAAACACAUGUCAAGGAGUACCCUCAGAGUCGACCAUCCCUCCUCUGACUCGGAUGCUAGAGCAAGUUCAUUCGCGUCACAUCACUUGUACCACCAAACAGAAGCCGAUGCAGCAGACAUACAUGAGGGUACCUCAUUACGUGAAGGCGCUCAUGACGGAGAUGAUGUUGAGCACGAUCCCCUUAAAGAUAAUGGGGAAGAAAGCAACGAACAAGAGGUUCCAUUUACAGGGCCUCCUUCUACCUUGUUAGCGGAGCUUGAAAUGAGAAAACACGAGCUGCGGCAACGACAGCGGACUGCCGCUAACUCUAUAGGACUGCAUUCAACGCUCCUUCAGCUUGAUGCUGUUGCUCAGAAGCAGAGUGAACAUAGGAGGCAUCGGCCUGUUACCCUUGCCUGGGAAGAUCCCGAUGCCAACAAGCCAGGUGAUGAUGGCGAUGAUGAUGAUGUGCCCCUCGGAAUGCUCUUCCCCGAGAAGGCUACUGCUACUGAUGAUAACAGGCCCUUGGGUCUUAUGGAGAGACGUGAAUUAGAAGAAAGCGAGCCCUUGAGCAGGCGCCGCGCGAGACUGCGGGGUGAACCUCCACCACCUCCACCACGCAGCCCUGACAACCGCCCAACUACCAUGUACGUGCAGAACGCACAGGAGCCCGCCGGGGGUGAUAGUGGCGACGAAGGGGAGACCCUGGCCGAGCGCUUGAAGCGCUUGAAGGGUAAGGACCGCCGUAAAUCUGCAACGGGAAGUGAGUUUGCCGACGAGAUUCUUGCGGAGGUUGACCAUAUGAAUGAUGGCGACAAGGAGAAAGGAGACGAGGGGGCGCCAGAAGAGGAAACCUUGGCUCAACGCCGAGCACGUCUUCAGAAAGAAGCGGAGUCACGAAAUUCAACUCUGAAGGUGCCUAGGUACCGAAGGAGUAUGGCGGACCUACUUCAUGCCCGACGACCGGCCGCUGGGGGAAGACCGGCUUCCAGGGAGGCCGCAUUACACCGUACUUCGACCUACCAACCUCCCUACGAUAGUCGAAUGUCUCUCCAAUUCUCGGCGCACCCAGGACAGCCGGUACCAUCGAGACAUGCUCAGUACCAAGGACCCGCAAGGACCGAUUCUUUUGGGUACGGAGCAGUCCACCCAAAUACAUUUUACAGCGAUGCUAUACUGGGAAUGAAUCAUCUGAGCUAUGUUGCACCACAUAAGGCCGUACGACCAGGCGCCGAGACGGGCCAGCGUGAGAUGAUUGAUCGAUGGAGGCAAAGUAUAGUAUAAGGCCGUCUUUCUAUUUCUCAUUUUCUUAUUUACUAUUACCACAUCUUUAAUAUUCUCUGCGUUAGUUGAAGGAUGGAUAGGUUUCUUGAGCGCAUAUUGUUAUUCAUGAUGAUUGAAAGCAUGGGUCAUUGCGGUGUCCUGUAGAUUAGCGAACGCAUUGCAUUGCAAGUAUGUAUAAUAUCUCAUUAUUUUACUCCUCAGUAAUCAAGGUGAAUGAUUUGGUGUGAUGAU
Aspergillus caelatus is the source of this 3327-nucleotide messenger RNA. RefSeq lists its product as uncharacterized. NCBI's taxonomy places the organism in Eukaryota, Fungi, Ascomycota, Eurotiomycetes, Eurotiales, Aspergillaceae. The transcript has 2 exons. The coding region runs from base 445 to 3096 and encodes 883 amino acids. The record is from RefSeq and is a predicted model, not a curated record.